Messenger RNA from Pieris macdunnoughi, 2010 nucleotides. NCBI's taxonomy places the organism in Eukaryota, Metazoa, Arthropoda, Insecta, Lepidoptera, Pieridae. The record is from the annotation of a GenBank genome assembly.
AUGGAAAACUUAAAAGUUUGCAGGCUUUGUCUUACUACUGAUAUUAAACUUAAUGUUAUUCAGUCAACUUCUUUGGAAUACUACUAUGAAUUAUUAACGGGAACAGAUCCUCUAUAUGAAUAUAAGAUGCCAACUUAUGCUUGCUACUUGUGUGUCGCUUUGUUGAGGAAGUAUUUUCUAUUUAGACAAAAAUGCUUAGAAGUUCAAAGUAUGUUGCAAAGGAUUGUCAUUGAAAAAGGACAGGUAACAAAAGCAGAUAUAACACAGAUUCAGAAAAAUCAUAUUAACAAUAUGGGGAUGACUCAUCAUGUGAUUAAUAUAGAUAUUGACAUAAAUUCAGCUACAUGUGAUACAAAAAUUGCAGAGAUAAUGAAAAAUGAAAUAAACCAUGAAAAGGUUGCAACAUUUAUGUUUAGUGAAGAUGACUUGAGCAUUAAAAGGGAAUUUGUCAAAACCCCAAUAAAGAAUGAAAUUUUCAUUAGAAAUAACUUUAGUAUUACUGAUAUAGAAGAUAUAAAGAAAGAAAUUAGUAUUCCCUCAGGAAGGGAUUUACAAAAGCAUGAUAAUUUGGAAAUAAAAAAUAAUGGACAAACAAAAAUUAAAUUAAAUUUAAGUGAUGAUAGUUUAAAAGGUACAGAGUCUUCAGAUGAUGACCAGAAGUUAGUAAAUUUGGUAAAUAAAAGUAAAGUAAAGACAAAAUCAAUAAUAGGAUUAAGAAGAAAAGAAAGAUCUCAAAGAAUCAAGCAAACAAAGAAAAACAUACCUACUAUUCAUGAUAAGGAUUUAGAGGAAUUUGUUAUAUUUAUUUAUUUGACGAAAGAAGAACAAUUGGAAGAGUUAAGAAAGCGUCGAGAAUCUGAAGAGUUCCGGCAAUCUCAACACAAAUGUGAUAAAUGUUGUAAGACAUUCCUGAAUGAACAAUCUGCUUCAAACCAUGCAGUUAAACAUGACGAGUCACGGGGCAGUUUGGAGUGUGACAUUUGUAAGCUGCGUUUCAAGACCCGACGCAAGUUUAGCCAGCAUUACUCGAUGCAUCCACGGCGCUAUGUCUGCAGAAACUGUCCUAGAGUGCUUAGUUCACUCUACCAAGCAAGAUUACAUGUUCGCUAUCAUCAAGGGGUGAAGUAUAAAUGCCCACACUGUGAGGAAGUGCAUGUUAAUAAAUCAACGUACUUAAACCAUUUACGCAGUAAGCACCCCGCGGACUUUACGUGCGAAUUGUGCGGCGCCGCGUUCGUUACGCAACAUGGCCUCAAUCGGCAUAAAAAGGCGAAACAUCGAAAUGAAAAUUCGAGCGAAGCGGACGCACGGCGCUGCGAACUGUGUAACAUUCAGUUCGCGAAUGUAAAGGCUUACGAACGACACAAGAUCACAUCCCAAAAGCACGCUGAUAUCACAAACCAGUUCAGUUGCCUUGAAUGCGGAGAAGUAUUCUCGACGAAUGAUGACAGGCGUGAUCAUGCGCGACUCAAGCAUAAGCGCGAUCUUAAGCUUGGCCCAGAAGACUGCACUUGGCCUAUACAAUGUCCUCAUUGUCCAGAAAAGAUACCGAAUGCAAUGGCGAAUUGGUCUCACUAUAGAGAGCGUCACCCUGACAAGAAAUAUCCUGUUAGGGACCACCACGUGUGUCAAUAUUGCGGAAAGGGAUUUGCGACAAAGGCUGGUUUGGAGUCGCAUAAAGCGAGUCACAGUAAUGAAUACGCGCACAAAUGCAGUGUUUGCGGCAAGGGUUUUCGUCACCGUGAUGGGAUGAUGAAGCACCAGAAAAGCGUCCAUUCAGAUACGAGACCUCAUAUGUGCUCGCUCUGUGGAAGGACGUUCAAAUUAAACAGCGCUCUUGUCAAACAUCAACGGACUCAUACAGGUGAGCGACCAUUCAAGUGCGAAGAAUGUGGAAAGUCCUUCGGCUUCAGCACUACACGUAAUAUUCACUACCAAACAGUUCACUUAAAACUGCCUAAUCCUUAUGAUCGUUCACGUAAGAAAAAGCUUGCAGAAACUAUAAAAUAA